AUUGCACAUGCCAGCAAUGCACUCGAGAGACAAGAGUGAGAAGACAAUGGCCAUCAAUACCAUUUCCUCCUCGUUUCCGAGGCUAUUCCUCGUUAGUACUCUUGUAUUUCUUUGUUCUUUGAAGGGGCUUGGAUUUGCCUUUGAAGGAAGAGAGACAAUAGAGAAGAACCUUCUUCACCACACUCAUACCGUUCAAGUCAGCUCUCUACUACCAUCAACUACUUGCACCCCUUCUACCAAAGAUCCUCAUAGAAAUGGGUCCAGCUUGAAAGUGCUACACAAGCAUGGUCCAUGCUCUCAACUAAACCAAGACAAAACAAAAACUCCCACCGACGCUGAAAUUCUGGAGCAAGACCAAUUAAGGGCGGAGUUUAUUCAAUAUUCCAGGCGCUCCAAGAGGUUGGGCGGCGAGGUUCUGAGGAGGAAGUCAGGGUCAAAGGCCUCCACCAAUAUCCCAGCCAAUCUUGGCGGAUCUUUCCGCACAAACAACUACAUUGUGACGGUCGGACUGGGCACACCGAAAAGGAGCUUGACGCUCGUAUUUGACACCGGUAGCGACCUCACCUGGACUCAGUGUCAGCCUUGCGCCGGGUCCUGCUACGACCAAAACGAUGCCAUCUUCGACCCUUCUUAUUCCUCGACUUACACCAAUAUUACCUGUAGCUCUCCGUUGUGCUCUCAGCUCAUUUCUGGCCCAGGAAAUGAACCCGGUUGCUCUUCCUCAACAUGCGUAUACGGUGUACUGUAUGGCGACAACUCGUUUUCGCUGGGAUUUUUUGGUAAAGAAAAGCUAACCUUAACAGCAAAGGACGUGUUCAAAGAUUUCCUAUUCGGCUGCGGUCAAUAUAACAAAGGCCUGUUCGGCGCCACUGCGGGGUUGCUCGGCCUCGGCCGCGACAAGCUCUCCUUAGUCGAACAAACUGCAAAUAGGUACGGCCGCAUCUUCUCCUACUGCCUUCCCCCGACCUCCAGCUCAACAGGGCACCUCACUUUCGGGAAAGGCUCUGGCAAAGCUUCGAAUACCAUAAAGUUCACCCCCUUCUCGAAAUCAUACUCCAAAUCGUCAUUUUACGGCCUAGACUUGCUUGGAAUCAGCGUCGCAGGAGAUAAGCUAGCGAUCCCGCCUUCGGUUUUCUCGACUGGGUUGAUCAUCGACUCUGGGACAAUCUUGACAUACUUACCGCCCACGGCGUACAACGCGUUGAGGACGGCGUUCCGACAGGCGAUGAAGAACUAUACGAUGGGUGAGGCUUUUUCGAUACUCGACACCUGCUACAACUUCAGCAAUCGCAACACCAUUUCCGUACCGAAGAUAGUCUUCUCCUUCAGCGGUGGCGUCGACGUGGAAGUGGACAAGCUCGGGGUGUUCUUAGUUGUUCGAACCCUUUCUCAGGUUUGCUUGGCUUUUACUGGGAACAAGAAUGCCAAUGACACGGCGAUAUUUGGGAAUACUCAACAGAGGUUGGAGGUGGUGUACGAUGUUGGCGGAAGCAGGAUUGGGUUUGUUCGUGGUGGUUGUUAAGCACAGAGACAUGUAUAAUCUGCGUACGUACGUGUUGGGCUUUAGUACGUACGGAUUAGAAAGGUUAAUUACUACUGGUGAUCAUCAUACAUCUCAUAAACUGUUCGAAAAAUAAAUAUAAAUAGAUUGAAAAAUAAAACGAU
Molecule: messenger RNA, 1665 nt
Organism: Juglans microcarpa x Juglans regia
Lineage: Eukaryota; Viridiplantae; Streptophyta; Magnoliopsida; Fagales; Juglandaceae
Product: aspartyl protease family protein At5g10770-like
Biological process (GO): proteolysis
Molecular function (GO): aspartic-type endopeptidase activity
Source: RefSeq, a predicted model, not a curated record